AUGGACGUGGCCACCUUUGGCUCCAGCUGUUCACCGUGUAGUGCUCAAUACAUUAAGAACAGAAAUGCCGAGGACUUUGCGAAAGACUACCCCAGAGCUGUAGAUGGAAUCAUCAGGUGCCAUUAUGUGGACGACUAUUUAGAUAGUUUCGACACCGUUGACGAGGCUUAUCGUGUGGCGGCUGAGGUAAAGAUGAUCCAUGGAAAAGCUGGCUUCGACAUUCGUGGUUGGCGUUCCAAUUGUUCAAAUCUGCCUCGCCACUUGGGUGAAACGACUAUUCUGGCCACUAAAGAUCUGCAUUUGGACAAAACCAGUGGAACGGAAAGAGUACUUGGUAUGCUGUGGUUGACAAGCAAGGACGUAUUGGGAUUUUCAACGCAGAUGCGGAAGGACAUAGCAGAGAUCAUUCAUGUCGGACGACGACCAACAAAACGGCAAGUUUUACGUUGCAUCAUGUCACUCUUCGAUCCCCUCGGCAUGUUGGCUAUGUAUACCGUACACGGAAAGGUUUUGAUCCAAUCGAUAUGGCGAUCAGGAAGCGACUGGGAUGAUGAAAUUGGUGAUGGAGAAUUCAAUCAAUGGGUAAAAUGGAUAAACGUAUUAAGUAAAAUUGACAGCAUUCGAAUUCCGCGUUGUUACAUUGCUGGAAAUGUCUCUUCAUCGAUCCAUUCCGCCCAGCUGCACUUAUUUGUAGAUGCCAGCGAAGAAGCCUACGCUGCUGCCGCUUAUUUCUGUUUCCUUAUUUCUGAUGGAACUAUUAUCUGUAACCUCGUCACUGCGAAGACAAAGGUAGCUCCACUAAAGCCCUUGUCCAUACCGCGGCUGGAGCUGCAGGCCGCGGUUCUCGGAGCUAGACUGGCUUCUUUCGUAAGCAAGAAUCACACUAUUACUAUCGAAAAAAAGGUUUUCUGGUCAGAUUCUAGCACAGUUCUAGCUUGGAUACGAUCCGAUGCCCGCAGAUAUAGACAAUACGUUGCAUGCCGUAUCGGUGAGAUUCUAACUUUGACCGAAAGCAAAGAGUGGAAAUGGGUACCCACAAAUAUGAAUUGUGCAGACGAAGCCACAAAAUGGGGUAGAGGACCCAGUCUUUCUUCAGAAGGGAGGUGGUUCCAAGGGCCGGAGUUUCUGUACCGUCCCGAGCAACACUGGCCGCAUCAAAAAUGCAGGCAGAACAUGGUCACUGAAGAAGAACUUCGAACCUGUUUUGUUCAUGGUGUCCAGAAAUAUGAACCUACAGUAGAAUUCAAAAGGUUCUCCAAAUGGACAAGGCUAGUGAGAUCGGUUGCUUAUAUGGUGCGGUUCAUCAACAAUGCUCGAAGAAGUAAAGGUCAACGGAUCGUGACGUCGCUGAGCUCUGAAGAGCUUGGAAUUGCGGAAACUAUCAUAUGGCGGCUUAGUCAGCAAGAAUCAUUCCCGGAUGAGGUUUCUCAGUUGAAGCAGGCGAACGGCAAAGUAGAAAAAUCAUCAAAGAUCUACAAGUUAUCUCCUUACAUAGAUGAAAAUGGAGUACUUAGACAGAAUGGGCGUAUUGGCGCGGCAACAAACACCCGAUUUGACAUGAAGUACCCCAUUAUACUAUCGACGUAUCAUCCCACGACGCUCCUACUUCUAAAUCACUACCACCGCACGAAUCAUCACAUAAACUACGAGACGGUGGUGAAUGAGAUAAGGCAGAAUUUCUACAUUUCUCAUCUUCGGGCAGCUGUUCGGAAAACCGCCAGAUCAUGCCAGUGGUGCAAAAUACAUAAAUCACAACCAACUACACCGAAGAUGGCGCCACUACCUGCAGCGAGACUAGCAUCGUUUGAGCGCCCCUUCUCGUAUGUUGGUGUGGAUUAUUUCGGUCCAGUUCUGGUGAAAGUCGGACGAAGUCUCGCAAAGCGUUUACAUGUUUAA
Messenger RNA from Armigeres subalbatus, 1896 nucleotides. RefSeq lists its product as uncharacterized. Bases 1 to 1896 code for a protein of 631 amino acids. The transcript has a single exon. The record is from RefSeq and is a predicted model, not a curated record. NCBI's taxonomy places the organism in Eukaryota, Metazoa, Arthropoda, Insecta, Diptera, Culicidae.